UGCAUAUUUUGCGCUCUGGGUUAACAGAUUUGUAUUGCUUUGUAUGUAAACUCUCAUCUAGAGUACAUGUGCCAUUUACAAAUAAGUAGAGCGAAAGUAAUGACAAAUAGUAAGAGUUAGGAGAAUAACAGUAAAUAAAAAUGUGCAUUGCUAACUGGGCAGGGGUGCAACUUAAACAGGAAAUGACAUUGAUGCAAAUGAAAAUAACACCAUCACCUAUAGCAGGACAAGGUGCAAUGCAACCCUUAUACUCACCAAAAAGUACUAAGAAAGCCACAAAAGUAGUUGUUCUCAUAUCUUGGUCAUCUUUCUUGUAGAGCAGCGGUGAGUGGAGGAAGAGUUGGUCCUGUAGACCGUAGCCGUAGAGAGGAAGGAACACCUGGCAUUGCAUUUUGGACACACACUGCCUGGAUUGGUCAGAUCUCAUCUUCAUUAUGAUCAUCAUCAUCCCUCUGCUCCUGUUGGGCUCUCUGCUGCCAAACCUGAGCUUCACUGCCAGUGUCAAUGUGCGUAUAGUGAAUGGCAAUGAAACACAACCUCACUCCAGACCUUACAUGGUUUCUGUUCAGAAGUAUGGGGAACAUGUUUGUGGAGGAUUCCUCAUUUCUGAUCAGUUUGUUAUGACUGCUGCACACUGCAGAAAUAACACUGAGAUUCUAACAGUUGUGGCAGGUGCAAAUGACUUAAAAAGCAGCAGUGAAAACCAUGUCCACAUUAAUGUGAGUACAUAUAACAGACAUCCACAAUACAACCCUGAUCCUGGCCCACGGACACCUGGAAUAGCGGACCUGAUGGUUCUGAAGCUUGGUACAAAAAUCCAGCUAAACAACAACAUCAAGACGAUCCCCAUACCAACAACACCUGUUAAUAUUAGUGUGGGCACUGCUUGCAGUGUUGCAGGCUGGGGAAGAAUGACAAAUGGUCUUAAAAGUCCAACCCUCAGAGAGGCAAACGUGAAGAUUAUGAAUGACACAAUCUGUGCUCAAUGGGGACGGGAAUAUGUAGCUCCACAGAUGAUGUGUGUGUAUGGCCAUGGAGGAUCCUGUAAGGGGGAUUCAGGAGGUCCUUUGGUUUGUAACAACAUUGCGGUGGGCGUUACAGCCUUCGGAGUCAACAACAGCUGCAACGAUCCUUAUCUGCAUAAUGUUUAUACGAAAAUUUCUGCAUUUCUUCCAUGGAUCAAAAGCAUAUUAAAAACUUAAUGAAUUCUGCAUAUUAAAGGAUUUAAAUGCUUGCUUUAAUUUCUUUUAUCUUUCCAAACUGUCUUCUUUUAACAACUCAUAAAAAUUUACAACUGCACUAUACUCAUCACAAACUAUGCUCUAUGCAUUAUGUUUUUGUGGUCGUGCAUGUGUUUAAUGGUUGAAUUUCUGAUUUUCUCACAAACUGAUAUUAAAUAAAGCAUUGAGCAUCAAGCAUCAAUAAGUCAACAUGUCUUGUCAUCAAAUUUCAGCAAACACGGUUCAAUUUUACGUGGUAAAACUGAGAUAAUCAGUUAAAACUAGAUUGCAGUUUUAUUAUCAUUUCCUAAAAUAAGAACAACAUCCUUUCAACUUUCAUUCCAACAUGUCAAAAAUUUGAAAUUUUUAUUAAAAAGUGAUUUGAAAGAAGCAAUUCCACUGUUUUUGCAUAUAGACCAGUUCAAAUGAUGUAAACAACACUGGUCCAGAAACACUUCCUGUUACAGUUUGUGACAGUUAUUUUUUUAUUUUACAUAUAUUAUUAUCUUUAAGAUGUUUGUUUAACUUCAGUUAAUUCAGGUUUAUAUGUUCUGUUGGUUUAUUUUAUCCCAACGCUUAUCUAGUGUUAAAAAACGGAAACAGGAAGUACUUCUGGACCAGUGUUGUUUACAUCUUUUGAACUGGUCUAUAUAAAAUAUUAUUAUUUGAAAUAAGGAUGUAUCAAUUCAAUAUCUGCGAUUCCUUAAGCUCACCACAAGGGGUCGUCUUUACCCCGGGACUUUAUCACACCUGGAUGUUGAUCUCAACACUGUAAAUACAAUCAGCAAUGGUCUUGCCAGUAUUUUAAACAAUCCUAUAUAUAUAGAUUAUUUUAUGCUGGCCUUUUUAUAUAUCUUUAUUUUAUUGGGGUACCCAUAUACUUUGGAUACGCUUCAAACACACAGAUUGUUCAAACAU
Molecule: messenger RNA, 2138 nt
Organism: Misgurnus anguillicaudatus (oriental weatherfish)
Lineage: Eukaryota; Metazoa; Chordata; Actinopteri; Cypriniformes; Cobitidae
Source: RefSeq, a predicted model, not a curated record